AUGAAUCCAGUACGCGCUCUUGUUCGACAGGCAGCCAUUCAGCGCAACGUCAUUACUCGUCGAGCCAUCCAUUCAUCUCCUGCAGCAUUGUCAGACGCGCUGUUUGUGCAUCGCGAUACCGCCGAGAACAAUCCCAAUAUUCCCUUUGAAUUCAAUGCCGACAACAAGAAGCGUAUUGAAGAGAUCUUGAAGAAGUAUCCUCCUCAGUACAAGAAGGCUGCUAUCAUGCCUCUUUUGGACUUGGGUCAAAGACAACACGGCUUUACAUCCAUCUCUGUCAUGAACGAAGUUGCUCGUUUGCUCGAAGUUCCUCCUAUGCGUGUGUACGAAGUCGCCACUUUUUACACCAUGUUCAACAGAGAACCUAUUGGCAAGAACUUUUUGCAGCUCUGCACUACUACUCCUUGUCAAUUGGGUGGUUGUGGCUCUACCAAGAUUCUCGACACCAUCAAGGAACAUCUCGGCAUCAACGUCGGCGAGACUACCAAGGAUGGUCUCUUCACUCUUGUCGAGGUUGAAUGUGCUGGUGCUUGUGUGAAUGCUCCUGUGAUGGCCAUCAAUGAUGAUUACUAUGAGGAUCUUACUCCCGAGACCACCAAGGCGCUUCUUGAUAACAUCAAGGCUGGUAAGCCCAUCAAGGCUGGUCCUCAAACCGGUCGUCAUACUUGUGAGCCUGCUCCUGGUGUCUACACUACCCUUAACUCGGAGCCUUAUGGUCCUGGUUUCAAGGUUCGCUCCGAUUUGUAA
Messenger RNA from Lichtheimia ornata, 747 nucleotides. RefSeq lists its product as uncharacterized. The record is from RefSeq and is a predicted model, not a curated record. Bases 1 to 747 code for a protein of 248 amino acids. NCBI's taxonomy places the organism in Eukaryota, Fungi, Mucoromycota, Mucoromycetes, Mucorales, Lichtheimiaceae. The transcript has 4 exons. Gene Ontology annotation, molecular function: NADH dehydrogenase activity.